Messenger RNA from Toxoplasma gondii ME49, 360 nucleotides. RefSeq lists its product as hypothetical. Lineage: Eukaryota; Apicomplexa; Conoidasida; Eucoccidiorida; Sarcocystidae. The record is from RefSeq and is a predicted model, not a curated record. The transcript is spliced from 7 exons. Bases 1 to 360 code for a protein of 119 amino acids.
AUGUUAACAAAAAAAAUCAACAUGUGUCUGAGAGCAUUGUCUGCGGCGUUUUUCUCAUUUGUUCUCUGCGUCAGCACCGUCACCGCUGAUGUUCGACCGAAAUUCAUACAGAUUUCCCCUGCCUUUGGUGCUCGGAAUCCUCCCCCGUACACCGUCGUUAAUAUUGUCGCGGAGGCUCGGCUGCCUUCGGAUUUUCUUGAAGAAAUGAAGCUUGUCGAAGAGAGAAAGGCCCAGAGUCGUUUUCUUGCGGAUGUUGACCAGAAGGCAAAAGAAGCCUCUCAAGUCUUUCGUUCACUAAAGAUAGACAGGCAACGGAUCUCCAGAACCUUGGAUGCCAUCAGGUCUCAAGUGCUGAAUUAG